Messenger RNA from Aedes albopictus (Asian tiger mosquito), 1671 nucleotides. RefSeq names its product aromatic-L-amino-acid decarboxylase. The record is from RefSeq and is a predicted model, not a curated record. Gene Ontology annotation, molecular function: aromatic-L-amino-acid decarboxylase activity; pyridoxal phosphate binding. Lineage: Eukaryota; Metazoa; Arthropoda; Insecta; Diptera; Culicidae. Gene Ontology annotation, biological process: amino acid metabolic process; serotonin biosynthetic process; catecholamine metabolic process. Gene Ontology annotation, cellular component: cytoplasm.
CCGCGUCCUGCCGGAAGUUCAACCGGGCUACCUAAAGCCAUUGAUCCCAUCGGAGGCCCCCGAGAAGCCGGAAAGCUGGGAAGCCGUGAUGGCCGACAUCGAGCGUGUCAUCAUGCCAGGUGUCACCCACUGGCACAGCCCCAAGUUCCACGCGUACUUCCCAACGGCCAAUUCGUACCCGGCGAUCGUGGCUGAUAUGCUUAGCGGUGCGAUCGCUUGCAUCGGAUUCACAUGGAUCGCCAGCCCGGCGUGUACCGAACUGGAGGUCGAGAUGCUCAACUGGUUGGGUAAAAUGCUGGGACUGCCGGAGGAGUUCCUCGCUAGUUCCGGUGGAGAGGCGGGAGGUGUCAUCCAGGGCACGGCCAGUGAGGCUACUCUUGUGGCGCUGCUCGGAGCCAAGGCCAAGGCCAUCAAGCGCGCCCAGGAAGAUCAUCCCGAGUGGGAUGAAACCACCAUCAUCUCCAAACUGGUGGGAUACACGUCCAACCAAUCCCACUCAUCGGUGGAACGAGCAGGUUUACUCGGAGGAGUCAAACUGCGCUCACUCAAGGCCGACAGCAACCUACAGCUCCGUGGUGAAACUCUAGAAGCGGCCAUUAAAGAAGAUCUUGCCGAAGGCCUCAUUCCUUUCUACGCCGUGUGCACCCUCGGAACGACCAACACCUGCGCUUUCGAUCGACUGGAUGAGCUGGGCCCCGUGGGUAACAAGUACAACGUGUGGAUCCACGUUGACGCCGCCUAUGCCGGGUCGGCUUUCGUCUGUCCGGAGUAUCGUCAUCUGAUGAAGGGCAUCGAAACGGCCGAUUCGUUCAACUUCAACCCGCACAAGUGGAUGUUGGUCAACUUCGAUUGCAGUGCCAUGUGGCUGAAGGAACCAUACUGGAUCGUUAAUGCCUUCAACGUGGAUCCGCUGUACCUGAAGCACGACAUGCAGGGAUCGGCCCCAGACUACCGCCACUGGCAGAUCCCGUUGGGUCGUCGUUUCCGUGCCCUGAAGCUGUGGUUCGUGCUGCGUCUGUACGGCGUUGAGAACAUCCAGGCUCACAUUCGUCGUCAUUGCGCUUUUGCCAAGCAAUUCGAAGCUCUGUGCGUCGCCGAUAGCCGUUUCGAGAUCUUCACCACCGUACAGAUGGGUUUGGUGUGCUUCAAACUGAAGGGAAGCAACGACCUGAGUGAAGCUCUGCUCAAGAAAAUCAACGGAAGAGGCAAAAUCCACAUGGUCCCAUCCAAGGUCAACGACGUAUACUUCCUGCGUAUGGCGGUUUGCUCGCGGUUCACCGAAGCCGAGGAUAUCGAUUACUCGUGGAAGGAAGUGUCUGCUGCCGCUGAUGAAUUGUUGGCCGAAAAGAAGUAAACGGAAUGUUCCUGAUGGCACAGCAAUGUGCGCAACUGUAUUACUCACUCACCCAAUCUCUCUCUACUUAUGCUAAAUGGUAUAAAACUGUUAUGAUAGUUCAACUAUCACAUGUCUCGUCCAUUGCGAGUUAGAUUAAAGGACCAUAAGUAUGGGACCAUAUGAUACAAUCAAACAAAAAAAAAAGUAUUUGUGUAUAUCGAAAAGUUGUUGCGCAAAAUCGUAUUGCUGCCGAUAGAUUUUUAAAAUGUCCCUUGAUGUUAAAUUAUUGUUGGAGUAUGAGAAUGAAUAAAUUGUAAUUUAUUGUGUUUUAAAAA